This is a messenger RNA of Aspergillus steynii IBT 23096, 873 nucleotides long. Its product is annotated as SDR family oxidoreductase. Lineage: Eukaryota; Fungi; Ascomycota; Eurotiomycetes; Eurotiales; Aspergillaceae. The coding region runs from base 1 to 873 and encodes 290 amino acids. Gene Ontology annotation, molecular function: oxidoreductase activity, acting on the CH-OH group of donors, NAD or NADP as acceptor. The transcript has 2 exons. The record is from RefSeq and is a predicted model, not a curated record.
AUGUUCAAAUUCAGCCCUGAAUUUGUCAAUUUCACCCAAACCCUCCACCAGGACACGUACCCUUUCACCUCCUCAUCCGACCACCGCAGCCACGCAGUUCUCAUCACUGGCGCCUCUCGCGGAAUCGGAAAAGCGAUCGCGCCCUCAUUCACCCGCGCCGGGGCCUCAUCCAUCGCCAUCGCCGCACGCAGCGACCUUCACGACCUCGAGUCCAGCAUCAUCCACACCAGCCAACGUGCUGGACAUGCCCCGCCUAAAGUCCUCCCUCUCGCCCUUGACGUGACCGACGAAGCCGCAGUAUCCAACGCCGCAGCCCAGGCAGAAGCGCAGUUCGGCCAUCUGGACAUCCUCGUCAACAACGCCGGCCGGCUCGAAGCCCUACACGCAAUCGGUGACAGCGACCCGUCCGAAUGGUGGAGGACCUGCAAGGUGAAUCUCAAAGGAACGUAUCUGGUCACGCGGGCGUUCCUGCCCUUGCUCUUACGGGGCCAGGGACGGACAAUCGUGAACAUGAGUUCGAUCGGGGCCAUCAUGCAAACGCCGGGCAUGUCGGGCUACCAGAUCAGUAAGUCUGCAGUGCUGCGCUUUACGGAUCUUCUGGCGAGUGAGUAUCGUGAUCAGGGGAUCCUUUCGUUUGCGAUGUAUCCGGGGCCGGUGGCUACGGACUUGAUCAAGGUGUUUCUGCAGAAGGAGAGGGGCAUUUUUGUCAAUAGUCCUGGUCUAUGUGGAGAUACGAUUGCAUGGCUAACGCAAGAGCGCCGUCAAUGGUUGGCUGGAAGGCUUGUCGGUGCGAAUUGGGAUAUGGCUGAAUUUGUGGGGCGGCGUGAGGAGAUUGAGAAUGAUCGCAAAUUGAAGAUGGAGAUGGUGUUAUAG